CUUUUUCACUCUCAAACACGUUUUAUUUAUUUUGAUGUGAAAUAGAAUUUUCUUCUGUGCAACAAACGAUGGAAAAUGAGACGAAAAAGUGGUUUGAUGAGGUGAAAAAGUACAAUUCCGGAGAAAUUGUGGAAUUGAGUGCGGAGGAAGUUGCAGAACUCACAACAACGUGCCAGAAUAGCUUUGAAAAAAGCUACGAAAUCAUCCAGAAAAGGAAUCCAACGGAUGCAAAAUGGCUCCAAACAGCCCUGCACAGAGGAACACUGAGGGAUCGAGCAAAUGCCGGUACUCUCCUCUUCCAGAGCAAUCCUCUUGGGAAUCUGUCAGCACUGGAUGUUCUCAUUGGCCUGACGAAGGCUGCAAAUAAAGCCAGUGUGGAUGUAAUUGAUGUAAUCACUGAUUUAUUCAUCACAUCCAUCCUCCCAGGCUCAAGGAAAUUGGCUUCAAUUGAGCAACGUGGGAAGGACUGGAAAACCCUGAAAGGGGAGAAGAAACUCGAGAAGAGCUUCCUGGAGAAAGUCUACACGUAUUGGCACUUUGAAUCCGAACUGAAGCAGCGAUAUUUCACGUUCCUGCAGAAUCUCGAUGGGGUUCUCAAGACUGGGCAGGAAGUUCACAAAAAUCUGGCAAUUGUUUGCGCUGCAAAGCUCCUGAUUCACGGCCCAGAGAAGGAAGCUAUGCUCCUGUCAAUGCUGGUUAAUAAAAUGGGUGAUCCAGCAGUGAAAGUAGCCGCCAAGGCGCAGUAUCAUCUCUCCGAAGUGGCCAAUCAGCAUCCCAACAUGUGUGGGGUGAUUGUCAAGGAAGCUGAACGCCUUCUCUUCCGCCCAAAUAUCUCGGAACGUGCUCAACAUGUCACCCUGACAUUCUUGGCUGAAAUUGCUGGGUUCUGUUCACCGGAAGUGUGCAGGAAGCUCACAAAUAUUUGCUUUUCCUUCUUCAAGAUUCUCGUGGACAAGGGUAUGGUGAAUAAUCGCACAAUGCAGGCCAUUCUGCGAUGCCUUCGACGCUCUGUUGGUAAUCUCGCCACAGACGAUGCCACCAGCACACCAAAUCCCCUCAGUGAUGAGCUCCAGAACAUCAUCUAUCGCCUCAUUCACUUUGCUGAGAUUCGCAUCGCCAUCCAGGCCCUUGGGCUCCUGCUUCAGGUCAUCGUUACGUGUGCCAGUAUCAACAGAGAUCGCUUCUACAUGGCUCUCUACCGGAAGAUGAUUUCAGUUGAACUCACCACAAUGACGCACAAGUGGUCAGCACAGUUCCUCUACAUCAUCCACCGGGCUAUUGCCAUUGACACAGACAUCCCACGAGCUCAGGCCUUCCUCAAGCGCCUCCUCCAGAUCACCUUCUACCUCCCAUCGCAAAUGGUCUGUGGGGUAUUUGUGAUUAUGCAAAAAAUCCUCCAGGAUCGUCCGGAACUCCAUAAAAUCCAAGAAAUCCCAACAGCUGCAGACAUUGAGAAGAAUGAAGUGAAAUCUCAGCUGUAUGAGAGUGAUUCUGAACACUACUCAGACGUUGAGGAGGACACUCCUUCGCCGCAGAAAAACAAGAAGUUGUCAAAGAAGCGCAAAACACCCAGAAAUGCCCAAGAAUCCUGGAUUCAUGUUGAUUUGAAUGGCGUCAAGAAGGAAGAUGAGGAGAAGAAGCCCAAAAUUCAUCGUCUCCCCCUCAAAUAUGAUCCUUUCUAUCGAAAUCCUUCCGGUGCAGGAGCUCAGUAUGCCCCAUUUGUGGAGCUUCUUCGUUUCUCCGCCCACUUCCAUCCAACAGUGCAGAAAUUCGUGGAGUGUGUUCUUGAAAGAAAGAAGAAUACCUACUACGGCGAUCCCCUUGUGGAUUUCUCCCUCACGCAAUUCCUCGAUAGAUUCUCCUUUAAGAAUCCCAAAAAGAAGAGCGACAAGGAGAUAAAAUCCAUCGUACAGAAGGCGCAUCAGAAAACGCGAGAGUACAAGCCAAUGGGAAGUCGUGGGCAGCCCGUUAAAGCCAUCUCCGAGGAGAAUUGCAGUGAAAAUGAGAGAUUUAUCUUUGAUUUUCUCCAGAAACGUCGUGAAAUGCGUGGCGGGAAGGAUGAUGAUGACUCCGAUUCCGAUGAAUCUGUCGAUGAUGAUGAAUUUGAGGCAUACCUGGAUAGUUUGGGGCCCAAAAAAGCCUCCACGGAGGAAGAUAUUGACUACAUGAAGGACCUCAAUGAGGGUGAAAGUCGCAAGAGUAAAGGAAAGAAGAGGAAACAGGAUGACGAUGACGAUGAAGAUGCUCCCAAUGAGGAAGAUGAUUGGGAUGAAGAUGCUUCAGCAGAUGAAGAUAAUUCCUCAGAUGAUGAUGAUGAUCUCUCACUGGAUGAUGACAGUGAUGAUGCUGAAGCAAUGUCCUUCUCCUCAAGUGACGAAGAUUCCGACGAGCAAAAGUCCGGCGGAAAGAAGGGCAAGAAGCCCUCUGUGCUGAAUGACAAAGACUUCAGGAGGAAACUCAAACAAAAAGCCGAUAUGUCGUCUCUCUUUGCGGCUGCUGAUGACUUCUCGGAGAUCCUCCAGGAGGGCAGCAAAGGGAAGAAUCACGGGACACUCGAGGAAGUUGCCAAUAAGGAUAAAUCGUCUGAGAAGCAAAUGCAAUGGGAGGAGGCACGCAGGAAGAAUUCCAAGAAAAGAAGCUUCAAGCCACAAAAGAAGAAAUUCCCCGGAAAGCCCAAUAAGAAGCGGAAGUCCUCAAUUGGUUCUCGUUAAAUUCAUCUUUUGUGGUGUAAUUUUUGUUGAAGGAAUAAAAGAAAUUAUUUUUUAUUCAA
Molecule: messenger RNA, 2770 nt
Organism: Lutzomyia longipalpis
Lineage: Eukaryota; Metazoa; Arthropoda; Insecta; Diptera; Psychodidae
Gene: Noc1
Product: CCAAT/enhancer-binding protein zeta
Exons: 4
Coding region: 69-2711 (880 amino acids)
Cellular component (GO): nucleus
Source: RefSeq, a predicted model, not a curated record